Molecule: messenger RNA, 746 nt
Organism: Molossus molossus (Pallas's mastiff bat)
Lineage: Eukaryota; Metazoa; Chordata; Mammalia; Chiroptera; Molossidae
Product: interleukin-36 beta-like
Exons: 5
Coding region: 94-603 (169 amino acids)
Biological process (GO): cytokine-mediated signaling pathway; positive regulation of T cell differentiation; cellular response to lipopolysaccharide
Molecular function (GO): cytokine activity; interleukin-1 receptor binding
Source: RefSeq, a predicted model, not a curated record
AUGGUGGCCGAGCCUAAGGUUGGCCCAGGGACGAGAGCAUCUCUUUGAACAAAGACCAGCUGUUGACAACCUCUUCGCCAGCACCUGAGCUACAUGGUCCUCUUAACAGAAAGCCCUGAAGCUGACAUGUCCACCAUAUCUGCGCAAGAAUCUCCAGGACUCCACAGUGUUCGUGAUUCUCUGCAGAUGGUGUGGGUCCUGAAGGGAAAGUCUUUAAUCGCGGUUCCUUCUAGCAGCAAUGUCAAACCUGUCACUAUUUGCUCAGCACCAUGCACAGACGCAAAGUACCACAGUGACGAAAAAGGCAAUCUGAUCUACCUGGGAAUCAAGGACGUAGAUCUCUGUCUGUUCUGUGCAAAAAUUGACGGCCAGCCUACUUUGCAGCUGGAGGAGAAGCAGAUAAUGGCCCUGUACAAGGAGAAGAAUGCGCAGGAGCCCUUUCUCUUCCUGCGCAGCCUAGAGGGCUCCACCUCCAGCUUCCAGUCCUUCGCCUACCCCGGCUGGUUCAUAGCCACUUCCUCCGAGGUGGGACAGCCCGUCACCCUCACCCAGGAGAGGGGCACCACCUUUAACACCAACUUCUAUUUCACUCCUGAGGAGUAAAUCCCGCCCAGGCUGUGCGUGGCUGAUUCCGGGCCAGAGGAUCUAGCAGUCGGAGAACUUUCUAGGUCACCGUCAAAGGCGCUGAUGCCCACUGAGAGCCCACCUCGGGCUCAGCACCCGUGUCCCCCACUGGAGCGGCCUCC